Cynara cardunculus var. scolymus (artichoke) is the source of this 1289-nucleotide messenger RNA. Its product is annotated as transcription factor MYB53. NCBI's taxonomy places the organism in Eukaryota, Viridiplantae, Streptophyta, Magnoliopsida, Asterales, Asteraceae. The record is from RefSeq and is a predicted model, not a curated record. The transcript is spliced from 3 exons. Bases 1 to 1098 code for a protein of 365 amino acids.
AUGAUGGGAAGGUCAUCUAGCAGUGACGAAAGUGGGCUGAAAAAGGGGCCAUGGACGCCAGAAGAGGACCAGAAACUUAUCGAUUACAUCGAGCGAAACGGGCAUGGCAGUUGGAGAGCACUGCCGGCACUUGCUGGUCUGAAUCGGUGCGGCAAAAGUUGUCGUUUGCGGUGGACGAAUUAUCUCCGACCUGAUAUCAAAAGAGGGAAUUUUACAGAAGACGAAGAGAAGCUCAUCAUCCACCUCCAUUCCCAUCUUGGAAACAAGUGGUCAGCAAUUGCAACUCAUCUUCCAGGAAGAACAGAUAACGAGAUCAAGAACUUCUGGAACACUCACCUGAAGAAAAAACUACUCCAGAUGGGAAUCGAUCCGGUCACCCACCAGCCAAGAACCGAUCAUCUCGACAUCCUUGCUCAUCUGCCACAACUUCUAGCCAUGGCUGCCAAUAACUUAGGUGCUACAAAUCUUCUGAAUCCAUCCUUCUUCGAUAUGAAUCUAACUACCCUAAUGUCGCAAUCGGAAGCCACAGAAAUCGCCAAAUUUCAGUUGCUUCAAAACAUACUUCAAGUCCUGAGUACCAACAAUACUACGACUUCGAUACCACAAAAUAUCGACCAGUUUUACGCUGUUCAGCUAUCGGAAUACCUCAAGCUAAACCCUCAACACCUGCAAAACCUUCAAGAAUUAGCCAUGAAUGAAGCUCAAACGACUUCGAGUUUACCAUCAUUUUCGGCCCACGAUUUUGUUUCACCGAGUUAUUCAAACCUAGAGUUGGAUCAUCAGGAAGGGUCAAAAGGAGUCGGUGAGCAACAUGGGAUGACCGUCGGGAAAGAAGAGUAUGGUCGUUUUGAAUCUGUUCCACCCCUGGUGCCUGCCUCGCCGGAGAAUGUUAAUGGUGGUGGCAAGGGGCGGAGCGACGGUGGUGAUACGCAUAUUGAAUUGGGAAACACUAGCCUUCUCACGAAACAAAAUGAGCAUCUCUCGUCGUCUACUUCAACUACUACUAUUGAUGCUAAUUGGCAAGAUUUCAUGGAUGAUGAAGCUACUGGUUGUUAUUGGAAAGAGAUCAUCGAGCGGACAUCUCCAUCGUGGUCAUAAAGAGGACAACAUACAGAUUUAUAUCAUACCGACAAAAAAAUGUAGGAACAUUUUGUGAAGAAGUUAAAUAAUUGGAGUGCUGGGAUUGAUUGGUUGAUUUGUUAAUGAAAAGUGUUACGAUAUUAAUGUUGUUAUUGUACAUAAGACACGACCAUACGUUCAUAGAGAUUAAAUAUAUCCCUUGAUAUGUC